Messenger RNA from Guillardia theta CCMP2712, 385 nucleotides. RefSeq lists its product as hypothetical. The coding region runs from base 63 to 308 and encodes 81 amino acids. NCBI's taxonomy places the organism in Eukaryota, Cryptophyceae, Pyrenomonadales, Geminigeraceae. The transcript is spliced from 3 exons. The record is from RefSeq and is a predicted model, not a curated record.
GCCAUGACAACUUGACCGUGGGUUUCGACAUCUUGUUCACAUGUAAAGCUGGAGAAGAGAAGAUGGGCCCAGAGUUGCUGUUGACGGUGACAUCCUGGGACGGCUUCGAAGGGUAUCCUCGCCUUCAGCCCCACUACGAGAUCCUCGGCCUCAACAAGGGCCUGCAGUCAGCUCACGUGUUCGAGAUGAAGUUCAAGGAGUCGGUUGAGAUGUUGGCUGCGCCACUGAGUGUUUCGGAGAUCGUGAGGAUAUUCCUCAACGCGGUGGGGAGUAGCGUCGACGACUGCAUCUCCAACUCUCACGCGUGACUGAGGCUGACCAUGUUUGAUGUGCAAAGAGGCAAUGAGAAGCCUUUUCGAACUGAAAUGAAAAUACAUUAAGACUU